CUGGAUUUUCUUCACUCAAACCAUGUGAUCCACCGAGAUAUGAAGAGCCGCAACAUCCUUCUCAGAACCGAUGGCUCUGUCAAGCUGGCUGACUUUGGCCUCUUUGCUCAGCUCCCCCCUGAGCAGAGUAGACGGAGCUCCAUGGCCGGCACUUCUGGGUGGAUGGCGCCUGAAGUGGUGACAGGUCAACCAUAUGGCCCCAAAGUGGACAUAUGGUCUUUUGGAAUCGUGGGCAUUGAAAUGGUGGAACGAGAAGUUCCUUGCUGGAAUGAAACUCCUGGCACGCCUCAACUCCUGAUAGCCAUAUGAGGGAUACCAAAGCUGCAGCAGCCCAACCUGUUUUCUCCUUGCCUGCGUGACUUCCUGAGCUGCUGCCUGCAGACAGAUGAGGCACGGCGCUGGUCUGCCAAGGAUCUCCUGCAGCAUCCAUUUGUAACAUCUGCUGAGCCUGCGUCCAGCCUCGUGCCACUGAUUGUUUCAGUGAAGAAGAGGAAGGAGACAAGAAAGUUAUAAUCACAUCAGGACCAUUUACUCCUCAACCAGUUUAGAGUAGGAUUGUAGGUUAGGACUAGGAUUAGGGUUAAG
Messenger RNA from Passer domesticus (house sparrow), 585 nucleotides. RefSeq names its product serine/threonine-protein kinase PAK 3-like. Gene Ontology annotation, molecular function: protein serine/threonine kinase activity; ATP binding. The transcript is spliced from 4 exons. Gene Ontology annotation, biological process: protein phosphorylation; regulation of axonogenesis; intracellular signal transduction. The coding region runs from base 40 to 309 and encodes 89 amino acids. Gene Ontology annotation, cellular component: cytoplasm. The record is from RefSeq and is a predicted model, not a curated record. NCBI's taxonomy places the organism in Eukaryota, Metazoa, Chordata, Aves, Passeriformes, Passeridae.